Molecule: messenger RNA, 2565 nt
Organism: Plasmopara halstedii
Lineage: Eukaryota; Oomycota; Peronosporomycetes; Peronosporales; Peronosporaceae
Exons: 10
Coding region: 1-2565 (854 amino acids)
Source: RefSeq, a predicted model, not a curated record
AUGACUAACCUUCUAGCGUGGGGUGAUGCGCUCUUCCUCUUGCGCUGCGAGCUUGCCUUCGCGCUGCCAGCAGACGCGCGUCUUGUCGCCGCCAAAGAAGUUGAGGACACUGAGCUUGCCAUUCACUAUCCAUUACUAGUUUUCCACGGCAAACAAGAAAGUGAUCACGAACUAUCACUCGAUACUUCGUCAGUAGCUCGCAACCUUGGUGUACACACAAGGAGAUACACAAAUCACCUUGUCGAUAACGUAUCACCCGAAGGGCGUGAAUGUCUGUUCUUCUGCAUAUUGUUUGAUACAGAUAGCGAUGACGUAAUUGGUUUGCGCUUAUUGAACAAGUUGAAUUAUUUGACACAUGAUAACAAAGCACCAGACGGCGAAAGUAAAGCAGUUUUUGGUAACGCUUGCAAUUCGCCACAAUGUUUGAUAUCGGAUGGUCCCCAUGUGCUACUUUCCGAACGCCAUGCGCAAACAGUGAUGAUUUUAAGGUUGCAAAGAGGUACUGACGGUGAUAUUAGUGGAUUUUACGUUUGGUAUACACAAGUGGACGUGACCCAUAGUAUAACAAGCUUUCCACCCGAAACCUUUCAGGUGGUGUCUUGUGCGUAUGUGUCGAGAACACACGCCUCCAAACCACAUAUGCUGAUCCAUGCACAACGAAAGAUCAGGUUAUCUGCUGAUGAUGACAGGAAGUCUCACAUCUGGAGCAUCGUGACCUUGGACGGUGAAAACAACGAACGAAUGGGAUUUCACGGCCUCGGCUUCUCCAAUACGAUACAUGUACAUUCAAAUGGAGUUUUAAUCGUUUCCUAUGCACUGCCUGCCCCACCUGUCGAAAUGUUCAUGUGGGAGACUGAUGUCUUAAGCCAGUAUCAUGUGCUUUGUUUGCGCUGUGAUGAUGUCGACCGCUCAUUUUAUUUUCUGGGGUUUUCCAGCAACGCACAGAAAUCAUCUAUGGAUCUUCUUCUUUCUUUUAAGAAUGUAGGAUUCGCGUAUGCUGCUAACUUUGCGGGGAUUCAUACAGGUGACUUUUCGGCGUUUCGUCAAGUACUUCUCCUGAAUCACUUAUCUACAAUUGUUGAAACAAGCAGCAACAGUACAGAGAAUGAAGCGGGUAGCGAUCACCAUGUGAAUGACUGGUAUCUUAUUAAGCGCAGCGUUCUUGUCAUACAAAAAGCUUUCGCGCCAUAUGCAAAGCUUUGUUGUCAUCGGCUGCGAUUGCGAGAAAAAAAAACGUCGAUGGAUGACACCCACUCCCGCAAACGCUCACGCAAUGACAAGAAAAGCAGUUCUAGUCGCUUAACCAUGGAGCCUCUCCGCUGCAUUGAGCUCAUCCAAAAGCCUUCGUUACGUGAUAAGCUGGCAGGUCAAGAUGACAAAGAACAAUGUUGCGUAUCAAAUUUUCUCGCUUUGCAGUCGCAGCUCAACAAGCUUGUGAAUAAUCUCUUAGCACGCCUGAAUCAUGGAAUUCAAUUGUUGGACCGAUUACAAAAGAUCGUGGGAGACAAGGAAGCACUGAUUCAUAAUCUUAUUUUGUUUAUAGCGGAACAAUGGCAAACGCAACAGAGUGGAGUGGCUUACGGAAAUUUGAGCUCUUUCAUAGGUUCACACAAUUCUCUCUUCGAUUCCAGAUCGUUUGUCGAUAUGAAAAUUAUUGUCGAUUCUCCGCUUAAUCUCGUCACCUUCACCACAAACACAAACGAAGCAUGGGAAAACGUUUUGAGAUUCACAUUGGAGGAUUCUAAAAUGCAUAUUGUACUGCAGCAAUUUCGUGUACUCCAACACUCUCCGUCGUCUUCUUUUAUCUAUGCUGAAGUGCUGCUGAGGAGUAUGGCUGGCUUAGAACUUGAUGAUAGUUUUGUUGUGCUUACUGCGCAUCCCGGGACAGCCGUACAAUGGUAUCAAAGCUCGUCCACAAUAUUUUCAAAACUCUCAUCUGGCGGCGAAAUGGCAGAUCAAACAGCCCGGUUCAAUCUCAAGCUGCACUUUGAACCAAAAUUUACCUUUUUGCGGCAGCGAAAGCCGCUAGAGUUAACACUGUGGCUUCACUGGGGUCCACCUCAAGGGGAUCAUGACUUGCGGUCAAACGUGGCUGCUGUUGCUAUCGCACCUAUUAGAAUCUAUCCUGAUGAUGUGCUAGCAGCUGGAAGAGAGCUGCAUAAUGGAGCUUGGGACAAUAAAAGCUGCUCGAAAGAAUCACUGCUCUUUCUUUCAUCAGGAUCAAAUUUGGUGUCGUGGUCUCACGAAUUGAUGCUUUACGAGAUGAGCAGAAUGAUCGCAAAACUACCGUCGGAUGUGUACGUGAUGCGCAAUCCGCUCCAGAUUUCUCAAUUGCGUGCAUUGCAGCGUCUACUGCGUCUUAUGCGUAAUGAGCUUAAACAAAGCCCGAUCGAGCACAUAGUUUCAGAAAGUCAGGCUCAAACGUCUCGGCAAGAACAACUUAUAUCAAUACACCGCUCCAUGCAACACGACACAGACCUUCAGGCAAAUCAGGUUCUUCAUAAAUUGCAGAAACGCGUUAACUUUCACACAAUGUGGUUUAAUGCUACCGACACAAGCAAUUAA